Messenger RNA from Effrenium voratum, 606 nucleotides. NCBI's taxonomy places the organism in Eukaryota, Dinophyceae, Suessiales, Symbiodiniaceae. The record is from the annotation of a GenBank genome assembly.
AUGAAGGGCGGCCGCGGGGUUUGCUGCACCUGCGCGCAGUAUGUGGCAGGCGUCUGUCUCGUCCUCUGCUCCCUGGGAUUCUCUCUCUGGGCCUCAGAGCAGCUGAGCGACGAGCGGCCUGCCUCGUUCCUGCAGAUGCACAGCAAAGCCCACAGGUCCCAUCGUGCUCACAAAGAAAGUGCUGGUCAUGUUCGCCCAGGCGAAUGCCCAGCUUUGCUUCGCCAGCGGUAUCCAGAUUGCCGGGUGGUCUCCAGUCGGGCAGCCUUCAAUGUGGGAGGCGCCCUGAGGCCGGGCCCGGAUGAGAAGAACACCGUGCUGGUGUACAGCGCCCUCGAUUUGUCCCCCAGGGACGCGGGCGCCUCCUUGGUGGGCUGGGCUCCAAAGAUGGACGAGGUCACUUCCACCUGUCCCGACCAGCCAAAGAUCAGCCUUGUGCACCACAUCAACAUCUACUCCUACUUCGGCGCGUCCUUGGACCCCGGCACGGCCUACCGCCAAGAAGAUUUGGCGGAGCGGUCCAUCAGCGAGGAGACCUUCCGCAUGUUGGCGUCACACGACAAGGCACGGGUCCAAACGCCAAUGGGACACGCGGAACGGGUCACAUGA